This is a messenger RNA of Cyclopterus lumpus (lumpfish), 4030 nucleotides long. It is a transcript of the gene erap1b, whose product is annotated as endoplasmic reticulum aminopeptidase 1b. NCBI's taxonomy places the organism in Eukaryota, Metazoa, Chordata, Actinopteri, Perciformes, Cyclopteridae. The record is from RefSeq and is a predicted model, not a curated record. Gene Ontology annotation, biological process: peptide catabolic process; proteolysis. Gene Ontology annotation, cellular component: cytoplasm. Gene Ontology annotation, molecular function: peptide binding; zinc ion binding; metalloaminopeptidase activity. The transcript is spliced from 19 exons. Bases 315 to 3137 code for a protein of 940 amino acids.
AUUGCAGAGACCAUAACGACACGGAACUUCCUGUUCACAGAAGACGUUUUGUAUGUUUACCUCAUACUUCCUGGACCGGGUGAAGAAGCUGCAGAGAUGUACAGACGUAGUUAGUGGGAUAGAAGCAUCUCAUCUCGAAAUGUACAGUCACGUCAGCGCAGCCGCAGUCCGCUGAACGAUAUCUAUCUCGCGAGGUCUCUCCCAGAAUGCAAUUCCUCCAUCUGUUUCACUUUCACUCUUGAAUUACUUUGUGCACGCUCGGUUAAUACUGCGUGCUGAAGAACACACGCGGAGAGGAUUUCCUGCCUGUCACCAUGCUGGCUGCACCUGUCCUGCUGCUGCUGCUCGUUCCCUUUUCUCCCUCAUCAGCAGCACAGCUACCAAACCCGGGCCAAGCCAAGGUUGCCCUCGUGGCCACCAACGGCCAGCCGUUCCCCUGGGACCGCAUGAGACUUCCCAAAACCGUCUCCCCCUUCCACUACGACCUGAGCCUCCAUCCCAACCUGACCACCCUCGACUUCACAGGGGUUGUUCGUAUCCAGCUGGAUGUGCACGAAGACACCCGCGCCAUCGUCCUCCACGCCAAGCAGAUGCAGGUGUCCAACGUGUGGCUCCUUGCACCCGAAGGCGUGAGGCCUCUCCGGGUGUUGGAGUAUCCUCGUUUCCAUCAGCUCGCCCUGCUGUCGGACUCGGUGCUGACCAAAGGUAGGAGGUAUGAAGUUCAGCUGGAGUUUGCUGCCAACCUUUCCGACAGCUUCCAUGGUUUCUACAAGAGCAGCUACCGCAGCAGCAGUGGGGAAGUCCGGGUUCUGGCAUCCACACAGUUUGAAGCCACCUUUGCUCGUGCGGCCUUCCCCUGUUUUGAUGAGCCCGCCUUCAAAGCCAACUUCACCAUACAGAUUAUACGAGAGCCACGCCACAUAGCCAUAUCCAACAUGCCCAUGGUAAAAACGGUGGCGUUGCCGGGCGGGUUGCUUGAGGAUCACUUCGACACCAGUGUAAAAAUGAGUACUUACCUGGUGGCCUACAUUGUGUCUGACUUCCUGUCUGUGAGCAAGACCACCCAGCAUGGCGUCAAGAUCUCCAUCUACGCCGUGGCUGAGAAGAUUGACCAGACAGCCUUUGCGCUGGAUGCUGCCGUCAAGCUGCUGGACUUCUACGAUGACUAUUUUGAUAUUCCUUACCCACUUCCCAAACAGGACCUGGCUGCAAUCCCUGACUUCCAGUCGGGCGCGAUGGAGAACUGGGGGCUGACCACCUACAGAGAGACGGGCCUCCUCUUUGACCCCGACAAGUCCUCAGCUUCAGACAAGCUGGGGAUCACCAAGGUCAUCGCCCAUGAGCUUGCACACCAGUGGUUCGGUAACCUGGUGACAAUGGAGUGGUGGAACGACCUCUGGCUCAAUGAGGGUUUCGCCAAGUUCAUGGAGUAUAUUUCUCUCGACAUCACCUACCCGGAGCUGCAAGUGGAUGACUUCUUCUUGGGGAAAUGUUUUGAUGCCAUGGAGGUCGACUCCCUCAGCUCCUCCCACCCGGUCUCCACCGAUGUGGAAAACCCCACUCAGAUCCAGGAGAUGUUCGACGACGUUUCAUACGACAAGGGGGCGUGUAUUCUGAAUAUGCUGCGGGACUUCCUGACUCCUGAGGCUUUUGAGAUUGGCAUCAUCCGAUACCUCAAGCGCUACAGCUACCAAAACACAGUCAACAGCCACCUGUGGGAGAGCCUGACUGAUAUCUGCAACUCGGACGAUCUGGACAAAGGCCGAAUGAAACACAAAGAAUUCUGCUCCCAGCGCAGCGUCCAGUCGGGAGCCUCCAAAUGGUACCCCGGUGAUGAGCUGGAUGUCAGGGCCAUCAUGGACACCUGGACGCUGCAGGAGGGCUUCCCUCUGGUCACUGUGGAGGUCAGAGGUCGGGAGGUCCGGCUCAGUCAGGAGCGCUACUUGAAGACAGACGACCACUCCCUCACCGAAGGAUUCCUGUGGCAGAUCCCACUGACCUACAUGACCAGCGCCUCCAAAACCACCCACCGCUUCCUGCUUAAGACAAAGACCGGUGUCCUUCACCUGCCGGAGGAGGCGGACUGGGUGAAGUUCAACGUGGACAUGAGCGGCUACUACAUGGUGCACUACGCAGGUGACGGGUGGAACUCCCUCAUCAAACUGCUGCAGCACAACCACACCGCCCUGAGCAGCAACGAUCGCGCCAGCCUCAUCCACAAUGUCUUCCAGCUGGUCAGCACAGGGAAGGUGAGGCUGGACACGGCUCUGGAGCUGUCUCUCUACCUGUCCAGGGAGACUGAGAUCAUGGCCGUGACUCAGGGCUUCGGGGAGCUCGUACCCCUCUACAAACUGAUGGAGAAGAGAGACAUGGCUGCCCUGGAGAACCAGAUGAAGAACUACAUUGUUGAUCUGUUCCGGGGGCUGAUUGAUCGGCAGGAGUGGACUGACUCAGGAUCAGUGUCUGAGCGAGUGCUGAGGAGCUACCUGCUGCUGUUCAGCUGCGUCAGGAACUACGCUCCCUGUGUGACGAAGGCCUCCCAACUCUUCGACAGCUGGAGGGACUCUGACGGCACCGUGAGCCUCCCUGUCGACAUCACCAUGGCUGUGUUUGUGAUUGGAGCUCGAACACCAGAGGGGUGGGACUUCCUGUUUGAGGAGUACCGCCGUUCGCUGCAAAUGUCUGUAAAGAGCCGCAUGAAGUCGGCGAUGACCGUCAGCCCACUGCAGGACAAGCUCAAGUGGAUGAUGGAGCAGAGCCUCCACGGCGAGGUGAUGAAGACUCAGGAUCUCCCAGGUGUGGUCGUCUCAGUCAGCAAGAACCCCCGGGGCUACAAACUGGCCUGGGACUUCCUCCGAGCCAACUGGCCCACUCUGAUCAAGAAAUUUGACCUGGGCUCGAGCACCAUAUCCCACUUGGUGACGGAAGUGACCAACCAGUAUUCUACCAGGGAGAUGUUAGAUGAGGUGAGAAGCUUCUUUGGCUCUCUGACGGAGGAGUCGGGCUCCGAGAUGAGAUGUAUCCGGCAGACCUACGAGACCAUCGAGGAGAACAUCCGCUGGAUGGACACCAACCGUCCUCUGCUGCAAGCCUGGCUGGACAAGCGCAGCCACAGAGCCGCGCAUGAAGAUUUAUAGCUCCGGAUUGGACAAUUGUGUUGCUAGAGGCGGAAAUUACAAGACGUGUGGAUGCAACUCACAAGAUUUGGAGUCCGAUUGAAUCACACAUUUGAACACAAUUCACAAGGAUGUUAACAUCAGUGACUCCAGCCUGUAAAGAUAAAAAAAAAGAGUUAUCUUAGUACAUCAUAAUUCAUAAUCCCAAAUCAGAAUGACCUGACAUGAUGGCACUUAAUGUGUCAACAAUCAGGACUUACUUGUGACGCCUCUGUAAACUACAACCUAAAAACCUUUGCCCCUCAGGUUCAAACAGAGUUAUUGCAGAUUUCCUGAAAGAAGCCCAAUAUGGUAAAGGUUUUCAGGGGGGAUAAAAGUCCAAUGAAAUGCGCUCUGCAAUAGUCAUGACAACGGAACAUUUGUGUUCAGAGUUUUCUAUGUGUUUGUUUGUUUGUUUGUUUUUUAGGUUCAAAGAGGAGGUGAAGUGUUUCCUGUGCAAAGUAUCUGUUUAAGUUCAUUUCCAUUCCUGCUGCAUUAUCACUGCAGAAAGCAACACCUUGUGUUCAGUGCCGCACCAAAAUAAAUGUACUGCACAUUGGAUAUUAAUAUUUUCCUCAAAUAUUUAAGUACCAGACCACUACCUUUUUAAAAAAUGUUAUUCAGAAAACACUGCUGUAGAAUCAGAUCAAAUACAUAUGAAAAUGAAAAUGAAUUCAACCGACGCCACCAUUCUCAAAUUAAUGAUAAAAGGCAGUGCUCGAUAAGGAAUGUGUUGUAUUUGGUUUAUUCAACACAACAACAUUUCAUGCCUUAUUUUGAUAAGACUGUAAAAUAUUCUCUCAGACAGGAUUCAUAGAAAUGCUGUUGUUUUGUAAGGCGAUAUGUGUUAAAUUAAAUAAAAUAUUGGACAGAUA